Messenger RNA from Adineta ricciae, 1005 nucleotides. Lineage: Eukaryota; Metazoa; Rotifera; Eurotatoria; Adinetida; Adinetidae. The record is from the annotation of a GenBank genome assembly.
AUGAGCAAGCAACAACGAUCAGCGUCCGGAAUUAUUCAAUUGAGCCUAUCUGCGUCGGAUCAUCAUUUAACCGUACAAAUUCUUCAAGUGAAAGGCUUAAAAUCAUCGUUAUCGAAUGCUCUUGUCCGUAUUACAUUCAUUCCUGACCGUAAACCACUGGAAUGUCAUACACGUACAGUUCCGAAUCGAAAUGGUCGAGGGGUGUUCAAUGAAAAAUUUACAUUUGAAAUCAAUGACGACGAUAUGCACAAGCGUUUAUGUUUUUCGGUGUAUAAUUAUAGAUGCGAGCAAAAUCAAAUGAUUCUACAAGGUUGUUUGUCUUUUGGAAUUCGAAAUACAUUACAAAAACAAAAAAUAGAUGGAUGGUUUUAUUUAUUGCCAGAAGACAUUGGCGAAUUACGUCAUCAACAAGUAGCGAAUCAAUUCGAUAAACAAGUGACGAAAAUUAAUCGUGAUAUUGCAAAUCUACAAGAAUAUCAAUUUACGAUCUCGCGUGGUACGAAUGAUUCAUUCGGAUUCACUGUCAUCGGCGACAGUCCGACAUUCAUUGGAAAAGUUAGUGAAAAUAGUCCAGCGGCUGUCGGCGGACUAAAAUCAGGUGAUUACAUUGUGAAAAUCAAUGGUCAGAAUGUUUCACGUGCUCAACAACGAACUGUAGCACAUAUAAUACGACAUUUAAAACAUUCAGUUACAUUGGAUAUUCAUCGUUAUACAAAUGAUAAUUUAUUUUCAUUAGUCUCUUCAAAUGGUGCUUCAUCAGCCGAAGAUUCAUCAACUUAUAGCGAUUCCUCACUUUCACAUUAUCAAGCAAGAAACAUGCCUUUCCCUCUUCCAUCUUCUCCAUUGCCCAAUCGAAAGUUCAUUGAUCUUGCCCACUUAGGACACUACAUCGAACCGAAAUCAUUCAUCCGACAAACACCCACAAACUCAGGAAGACCUUUUUACGAAAUGACAAAUUCAUCUGUACUUGCAGUCAAAGGCUCACCUACGAAUACAUUUGUAUAA